Engraulis encrasicolus (European anchovy) is the source of this 5029-nucleotide messenger RNA. It is a transcript of the gene itga6a, whose product is annotated as integrin, alpha 6a. The record is from RefSeq and is a predicted model, not a curated record. Lineage: Eukaryota; Metazoa; Chordata; Actinopteri; Clupeiformes; Engraulidae. The transcript is spliced from 26 exons. Gene Ontology annotation, cellular component: external side of plasma membrane; integrin complex. The coding region runs from base 6 to 3233 and encodes 1075 amino acids. Gene Ontology annotation, biological process: cell-matrix adhesion; cell adhesion mediated by integrin; integrin-mediated signaling pathway. Gene Ontology annotation, molecular function: integrin binding.
UCGCCAUGGGGUUUUAUGGAAGAUUUUCGGGAAGCCAUAUAUGGAUUUGCUUUAUUUCCCAAUGGAUCUUCGUCGGAGCCUUCAAUUUAGACACAGAUAAUAUACUGAGAAAGGAUGGAGAUCCCGGGAGUUUGUUUGGAUUCUCUCUCGCAAUGCACCGGCAGCUGAUGCCUUCGGACAAAAGAAUGCUGCUGGUGGGAGCUCCCAGAGCCAGAGGCUUGGAGCUACAGAUGGCCAACGUCACUGGAGGCCUGUACAGCUGUGACAUCACUUCCCAUUCAGAUGACUGCCACCGCGUUGAUUUUGACAAUGAAGCUGACAUCAGGGUGGAGAGCAAGGAGAACCAGUGGAUGGGGGUGACGGUGCAGAGCCAGGGCCCAGGGGGCAAGGUGGUGACUUGUGCCCACCGAUACCAGAGGCGGUUCUUUGGAAACACGGCUCAAGAUUCACACGAUAUCAUUGGUCGAUGCUAUGUCCUGAGCCAGGACCUAACCAUCGACUUACAAUCGGAUGAGGACGGUGGCAGCUGGAAGUUCUGUGAGGGUCGAGCGAGAGGUCACGAGAAGUUCGGCUCUUGUCAGCAGGGUCUAGCUGCUACCUUCACCAAAGAUUACCACUAUGUGAUCUUUGGAGCCCCUGGAGCCUAUAACUGGAAAGGCAUCAUACGGGCCGAGCAGAAGAACAACACCCUGCUGGAUAUGGGCAUUUACGACGACGGGCCUUACGAGGUUGGCGAUGAAAGCCGACUGGAUGCAGCACUUGUGCCAGUGCCUGCAAACAGUUACCUGGGCUUCUCACUGGACUCUGGUCACAGCAUCACCAGGAGGGGCGAGCUGACUAUCGUGGCGGGGGCCCCGAGGACCAAUCACAGCGGAGCGGUGGUGCUGCUGAGGAAGGAAGGCGAGGCGUCCACCAUGCUCUCCCCAGAGUACAUCCUGGAAGGACCCGGACUCGCAUCCUCCUUUGGCUACGAUGUGGCAGUGGUGGACCUCAACAAUGAUGGGUGGCAGGACAUUGCUGUGGGAGCUCCGCAGUUUUUCCUGAAGGACAGUGAAAUAGGGGGAGCUGUGUACGUGUACAUCAACAAGGCUGGCAGGUGGAACGACAUCACCCCAGUCCGUCUGGAUGGAAAGAAAUACUCCAUGUUUGGCUUGGUGGUGCAAAACAUUGGUGAUCUUAAUCUGGACACCUAUCAAGAUAUUGCAGUUGGGGCUCCCUACGAUGACGAGGGGGCAGGAAGAGUGUAUAUUUACCACGGCUCCGCUAAUGGAAUCAUCAGCGAACCCGCACAGGUCCUGGAAGGGAGACAACACAAUAUUAUGACAUUUGGCUAUUCCCUGGCUGGUAACAUGGACCUGGAUGUCAAUUCCUACCCAGAUAUUGCUGUUGGGUCCCUCUCUGAUGCUGUGUUUAUUUAUAGGUCCAGGCCAGUCAUUAGCAUCAAAAAGGAGGUGUCUGUUUCCCCAAAGGAGAUCGAUCUGACCAAGAAAACCUGCGGGAACAGCAUAUGUCUUACAGUUGAAGCCUGCUUUUCCUACAAAGCCAACCCCUCCACCUACAGCCCUAAAAUCACUAUUUCGUACUCGUUUGAGGCUGAAUCGGAGCGGCGGAAGCAAGGGCUUCCAUCCAGAGUAACAUUCCUAGAUAAGCUGUCGUCUGAUCAAGACUUCCAGUCCACCGGAACUCUGGAACUGCGAGGACAGAACAAGAGGGCGUGCUUCCGACCCAAACUCAAACUGAAGGACAGCAUCAAGGAUAAGCUGAGGGCCAUCCCUAUCGAGGUGUCUGUGGCUGUCAAGAGCAGUGGCAAGCGAGGCAAGAGGCAGAACGCUCUACCUUCACUCGUCCCUGUCAUGAACUCCUCCGACUCCAGAAAAGUCCUCACUGAGGUGCACUUCUUGAAGGAAGGAUGUGGAACUGACAACAUCUGCCAGAGCAAUCUGCAGCUGAAAUACCGAUUCUGCUACCGAGAGGGCAAUCAGGAUGUCUUUCCACCUCUGCCUUUGCAAAAUGAUAUCCCGCUGAUCUCCCUGAGCGACCAGAAGGACAUCGCUCUGGAGCUGACGGUGACCAACAGGGGUGGAGAUGACGCGCACGAGGCCAAGCUGGUGGGGAUGUUCCCCAGCUCCGUCUCCUACUCAGGCUUCCGCUCACAGAAGACAGGGGACAAGCAAGUGAUCUGCACAGCCAACCAAAAUGGCUCCCAAGCAGACUGUGAAAUUGGCAAUCCAUUCAAACGAGAUGCUGAGUUGAAAUUCUACAUCAUAUUGAGCACUGCUGGCAUCUACCUCAACACCACAGAAAUUGGAAUUAACCUUCUUCUUGAAACAACCAGUCAACAAGAGAAGCCCAUGAAAGUGGAGGCCAAAGCAAAAGUUGUGAUUGAACUGAUGCUGUCUGUUUUUGGGGUUCCACAACACACCCAAGUGUACUUUGGGGGAGAUAUCAAAGGAGAAAGUGCUAUGAAGUCUGGGGAGGACAUCGGCCAUCUGAUUAAACACGAGUUCAGAAUCACCAACUUGGGGAAGCCCUUGAAGUCAUUUGGCACAGCGUCACUGAACAUUCAGUGGCCUAAGGAGAACUCAGUGGGGAAGUGGCUUCUCUACCUCAUGAAGAUCGAGACAUCCGGCCUGGAUCAGGUCACCUGUUCCCCAGCCAGCGAAGUGAACCCUCUCAGAUUACCUGAUGAAUCCAUUAUUCGGCAAAAGCGUGAGGCCAAGGAGCGUAAGCGAAAGGAAGCGGGAGGCCUCCAGUCCCUGUUUGUCGAAAAAAGAAAAUAUAAAACACUGACCUGUCAGAAUGGAGCCAGAUGUGUGGAGUUCAAGUGCCCCCUGCAGGGCUUGGAUAGUGAUGCAGUCAUCGUGCUAACAUCACGUCUCUGGAACUCCACAUUCCUUGAGGAUUAUGCUUCUCUCAGUUAUCUGGAUCUGAGUAUCAAAGCAUCAAUAAGCCUGGACGUAGCAGCACAGAACAUUGUCAUGAGGAAUGCACACACUGAGUUGAAAAUCACAGUGUUCCCAGAGAAGACGAUGGCCCUGUACAGUGGCGUCCCCUGGUGGAUCAUUCUGGUAGCAGUGCUGGCCGGCAUCCUCAUGCUGGCUCUUCUCGUCUUCCUGCUAUGGAAGUGCGGUUUCUUCAAGCGAGCCCAAAAAGACCAGUUUGAUGCGGCAUAUCACAAGGCUGAGGUCCACGUUCAGCCGUCAGAUAAAGACAAAUCCACAGCUGAGGCUUAGUGCCUCACCUUGGGUGUGGAUUUUUCAAGCAUGCAGAAUAUGAAGACACUGUGCCAAGAUACAGCGCUGUGCGUAUAAGGAAAGGCCCUCGGCAGCCGAAGGACGGCAAGAUCCACCUCAGCCCCUUGGAGAAGAAACAGUGGAUGAUCACAUGGAACGACAAUGAAAGUUACUCCUAAACAAAAUAGUCAAACAACUAUUACGGUGCUCCUCUGGAGGUCCUGGAGCCAUAACUAUAAUGGCACCUGGCUUUUUCAUCGUCUUUUAUUCUUUUGCACAUGUGGAAGUGAUAUUUCAAACGGCCCAAAUUGUGUGUAUAUCACAGAUAAUGGGCACAGUGCAGGAAUUCCAGGGGGAAAAGUUGCUCUUCCGCCAUGGAAACUCAGAGGGAACAACACGUGUAUCAUACUGAACUGUGUCUUAUGGAUGCAACAAGCCUCUUACAUCUUACAUCUCAGGCUUGUGACAUUGCAACAAGCCUCUUACAUUGUGUAACCGAACAGUGUCCUGCACCUUGUGAUAUACUGUAUGUCAUAUCUGCUCAAUGACAGACUGGGAGAAAUGUCUUUUGUAUAUAUUUAUUUUUUAGUACACUUUAUAUUUAUUUGUUUUCAAGACAUGUCAAUGCAUUUUAUUUGCCAAAGAAUUGUCGAUUAUGCUUUUAUUCAAGCUGAAAAUCUGGAGAGAAGUAUGCAGCGUGUGUCAAUGUUGCCAAGUGCAUUACCAAGCCUUAGACCCCUUUAAAUAAAAAAAGUGAACUGAAUUGAAAUGUACUAAACAGUACAAUGUAUAGACAGUAUAAUGUGUGAGUGAAGUCCCUUUGUGUUGACUUUGCACUUGUCACAUAGGCAAUCAAGUGAGGCAAUGCUUGUCAAAAUCUGCACACUGUUACAGAGUUGGACGUAUUGUCUGGAUUGUAAAUUGAACACCAAACGUGUGUUUUGAAAAGUGAGUUAUCGUUUAACUGUGAAGGUAGGAUGCUGUAUAUAGACACUGUUAUGGAUUAUUGGCAAAACUGACGAUAUAUAUGCUUUGAUCAUCAGGUACAAAGUAGCCUAUGUUUACAGACUCUUAUGUACUUUGUAAUUGUGCAACUACUGGGUUGUUGGUGAUGAAUAAGUUCAUCAAUGUUUUAUUUUAUGUAGAGGAUUCUACAUUCAUUUGAAACAAAACAUCAAAGGGAAACAUGGAUGCAUGCUCUCCGAGAACAUUUUCGGAGUUAUUUCAAAUGCAGAAAAGGAAAAUAGCCAAGUCAACAAUCCGAGAAUAUUUUCGGAGUUAUUUCAAAUGCAAAAAAGGAAAAUAGCCAAGUCAACAAUAAAAAAGCAAACAAGUCAAAUAGCAGGUUUACUAAUGCACAGUAUUUGGAAUGAAGAAUGCAAGUAGGCACAGUUGUGUGAAUUUGGUGCGAGAAGGGUGCUACAGUAUGUGUCUGGUCUGGAUAGGUUUGUACAGUGAGCUUGAGAUCAGGGGUGCAUUUCUCAAAACCGAAGUUGCUUACUAUAUUAUCUACUUUGUUGUUUUCAAUGCAUUUUCCCAUUGGCAACUACCGAAGUUGCUAACAGACUAACAACUUCUCUUUUGAGAAAUGCACCCCAGAUUUUUUAUAGUGUUGUAUUAUGUGCAUAAUAUUGAAGCGCAAGACAAACAUGGGCAUGAUCAAUGAUGGAUGGACUGAUGAUGGUGCACAAACAAACUGCACAGUGUUUUCAUGUGCUUUCCAAAUUAAUUAUCACCUUGUCUAAAAGUGUUAUCACUGGCAUAUUUCACAUGUUCAGUCAGGAAACUGCAAGAUG